This is a messenger RNA of Malaclemys terrapin pileata, 5766 nucleotides long. It is a transcript of the gene MRPL3, whose product is annotated as mitochondrial ribosomal protein L3. The record is from RefSeq and is a predicted model, not a curated record. Gene Ontology annotation, molecular function: structural constituent of ribosome. Gene Ontology annotation, cellular component: mitochondrial large ribosomal subunit; ribosome. The coding region runs from base 191 to 1234 and encodes 347 amino acids. The transcript has 10 exons. Gene Ontology annotation, biological process: translation. NCBI's taxonomy places the organism in Eukaryota, Metazoa, Chordata, Testudines, Emydidae.
GUCUCGCCUGCAUCGGGGGGCGGAGACUGGGGCUUGAGAAGGCCCCGCCUCUGCCCCGGCGCGGUGCCCCUCGGAAUUCUUCCCCUGCGGGGUGUUCGCAGUUGGUGUCCGGAACUUUGUUUGCGGGCGGCGGGGCGGACGGAAGGUUUUUCCGCACGGACCAGACCAGGCUGUGCCGGGAGCGGGAGCUAUGGUGGGCUGGGGGCCGCUGCUGUGCCGGGCGGGGGUGCGCCUGCUGGCGGGAAGUCCGGGUGGCCCAGUGCAGGCGGCGGCCGGUACCGGGAACAGGGGACCCUGGUGCUUUAUAGUCAGGCAUAUUAAUAGCACCAGCUGGUGGGAUGAACAUCUUUCUGAAGAGAACACCCAGUUCCUUAAGCAGUUAACAGCAGAAGAAUACAGAGCUCAAACAGCCAGUAAACUGUGUCCACUGAAAGAUGAGCCUUGGCCACUGCACUCAUGGGAACCAGGUUCCCGCAGAGUUGGCCUUGUUGCAAUAAAGUUGGGAAUGAUUCCGUUAUGGACCAAGGAUGGUGAAAGACAUGCUGUCACAUUACUUCAGGUGAAAGACUGCCAUGUUUUAAAGUACACACCAAAGGAGGAGUAUAAUGGAAAAACAGCUACCCUACUCAUUGGAGGGAAAAAUUCAUCUCCUUUUUAUAAACCAGAGUCUGCAAUGGAGGUUUUCAGAGAAGCAGGAGUACCACCAAAGCAGAAAACUACAAUAUUUAAGGUGUCAGAUAAUGCUAUAAUUAAGCCAGGUACUCCUCUGUAUGCAGCUCACUUCCGUCCAGGGCAGUUUGUGGAUGUCACUGCCAAAACAAUUGGUAAAGGAUUUCAAGGAGUCAUGAAAAGAUGGGGAUUUAAAGGCCAGCCGGCCUCCCAUGGCCAAACUAAAACACACAGGAGACCUGGGGCAAUAUCCAACACUGCUGCUGGCAAAGUUUUCCGUGGAACAAAAAUGCCUGGGAAAAUGGGUAAUAUCUACAGGACUGCUUUUGGAUUAAAGGUGUGGAGGAUCAACACAAAGCACAACAUUAUUUAUGUAAAUGGUUCUGUCCCAGGUCACAAAAAUUGUUUGGUAAAGGUCAGAGAUACAAAUGUACCUACUUACCGAGACUGCAAUAAAAAUCCUCCAUUCCCCACAUUUUUUGCUGAUGGAGAAGAAGAGCUACCAGAAGACUUGUACGAUCAGGAAGUUUUCCAGUUCACUGAUCCCUCUGUCACAUAUGUUUAGUGUUAUUGACAUCUUUAAGAACGUGCAACUUUCACAUUGUUUCUGUGAACUUUUGAAUGCUGAACAAUUACAAACCCAGAAACUGCACUCUAGCUGAAUGACCUGAACGCAUCAAACAUUAUGGGUUUUUUUUUUCAGGUAGCAAGAUUUACCACAAUCUGUUCCAAAACCGUAUUAAAACAGUGGGUGGUGGUAAGUUGGUGUGUCUCAGGGAAGGGUUUCAAAGUAAUGGGUAUAUUGCUGACUUAUCUUUUUACAUUACAAAAUCGCUUCUUGUAACUUUUUCCCUUUCACAGACUGCCAAGAUUUAUAUUUCUUUAAAUCCAUUGUCUUGGAAUUGCGUUCAUCGGUUACAUGAUUGAUGAAGUUGAGACUAUUAACAGAACAAAAUUUAUAGUUGUUUUUUCCCCUGAGGGAUAUGUACUGAUUAACUUGGACUAAACAGAAAAUAAAAGGUUUAUUAAAUAUCCCAUUUAGCCAUUUGGGGACAUAAAUGGAGUGUCUAGGACUUUACAAAGAAUGAACUUGAAAAUGUUGAGUAGAACGGGACAGGAGGGCGGGGGCGGGGGGGAAGAAUUCUAGCUUUCUCUUUUCCAGGCCUAACACCAUAGGCAAUUGCCCCAUUGUGCCUCUGGGGCUAUAAUCUUUUCCACCUUUCAUUUCCCUUUCCUCAUCAAAGCUCCUUUCCUCUUUAUUUUAGUGCUCUGAGUUUAGAGCAACAGUUACACAAUUUACAUUUCCUAGAGGAAAGAAUGAGACUAGCAAUGUCUGUCUGGUAAGAGUUGUGGCAGUGCUCGCUGACUAGAAAGGCUAGACAUUUUCAGUAAUGUGAACACCGGGACUAUAGUAGCUGCCUGUUUGUCCCCUUCAUUGGCUCCUUGUUCUGAUAACUUCAUGAAAAUGUCCCUCGCAUAAGGUAUCAGAGAAAUACGUCCCCUUCAGUUGUCUUCAUAUCUGAGAUUUUCUAUUGUUAUGGAAGAGCUUUGGGCCUGCCCUAGUAGUCUUCAUCAUUUAACAAAAAUAAACCAAGUGUGAAGGGUCUAUUGUACAAUUAAUUUCUCCCUAUCACUCCUAUCUUCUAUCCAGGCAUUCUUUUAUAAUGGUCAAAGUGCAAGUACUCUCCUUUUGGCUUUCUCUACCUUCCAUAAGGGUACAUCUACACUACAGGGGGGAGUCAAUUUAAGAUACGCAAAUUCAGCUACGUGAAUAGCGUAGCUGAAUUCGACGUAUCGCAGCCGACUUACCCCGCUGUGAGGACGGCGGCAAAAUCGACUUCUGUGGCUUCCUGUCGACGGCGCUUACUCCCACCUCCGCUGGUGGAGUAAGAGCGUUGAUUGGGGGAUCGAUUGUCGCGUCCCAACGGGACGCGAUAAAUCGACCCCCGAGAGGUCGAUUUCUACCCGCCGAUUCAGGUGGGUAGUGUAGACCUAGCCUAAGUUAUUUACUGUUUAAAGGCCUGAUCCUUUAAACCGUUACUUUACUUGCAUGAACAUUUCCUUUGAAGUCCAUAGGGCUAAUCACAAGCGUAAAAUUAAAUAUGUGCCUAUCUGUUUGCUGAAUUAGCACCUAAUUGCCUACCAAGUGCUUUGUACAGUACAAGAUUUGCAUUCACAUGUAAUGUUGCAGAGGUGGGCAUCCCUAGGCAAAGUCCCAUUUUAUGUCUGCAGUUCCUGUAAUGGUUGCCAGGAAAUCCAUCCAUUAAUUUUGUGCAGCUUCACUACAAAAGUUGAUGUACUUUAAAAUGUAUUUUAUGUUUUACUAAAUGAUUUACUGAAACCUUGAAAACAAAUAUGUAUGCCCAUCCCAGAGGUGAGGUCCCAUCCCAUUUAAAAGCAAUGUUCAUGGAGUUAUCUCAGUUUAUCCCUGUAGUUUACUGAAGGUAUUUUGAAUUUGUUAUACUGUAUCCAAGAGAUUAGAACAUCUUUUAUACACAUUAGAUAUUCACAGGGAACAUAGUAAUUUGGGAGGGAUAAUGUUGAUAUAUUUAGUGCACACAAUACAGAACUGUGAACUGGUAAUAUCUAUGUUGUUGCCACAUAGCUUGGUUUAAUCUCCGCAAGUAUCUCUAAUUAUAAGUAAAUAGGGAUACUGCAUAAUGCUCUCCCUUCACCCCUUCAAAAAUAAAAUCAGGUCAGUCAACAACGCUCAUAUAUCAUAAACCAGGGGUCGGCAACCUUUGGCACGCAGCUCACCAGGGUAAGCACCGUGGCGGGCCGGGCCGGUUUUGUUUAUCUGCCACGUUUGCAGGUUCGGCCAAUCGCCGCUCCCACUGGCUGCGGUUCGCCAUCCCAGGCCAAUGGGGGUGGCAGGAAGCAGCGGCCAGCACAUCCCUCGGCCCACACCGCUUCUCACAGCCCCCAUUGGCUUGGGAUGGCGAACCACGGCCAGUGGGAGCCGCAAUCGGCCAAACCUGUGGACACAGCAGGUAAACAAACCGGCCUGGCUCGCCAGGAUGCUUAUCCUGGCAAGCCGUGUGCCAAAGGUUGCCCACCCCUGUCAUAAACCUUAGAAGUACAUUGCUAAGAAGUUAGCACUAGCCCUUUCCAUUAUAAGUCAUGUAUUCCAAUUGUUUUUUUUAAGUGUCCAUGAGAAAGUGGAAUGUCGUAAUCUGAUGCACUGAAUGGUCGUACUAAUACUUGCAAUUUAGCCUCCUGCUGGCAACAAUGAUAUUGUUUCCUGAGGAUAAACCCUUCAGUGUUUGACGUGAUGAACCUCAAGUUUUUAUAACAUUUCAAUUUUAUUUUUAUUGCUCUCUGAAUAUAAUAUAAUGUGACAGACCCAGACCAGUGGGGUACAGGAAUCUGGUAGAGGGCAAAUAUACUGGUCACUGGAUGAGUAGUUUUCUGUUCCCUGAGUGACCAGAGCAGGGGCUGCACUAGAGUAAUCAGGAACCUGCUAGAACCAGUUAAGGCAGGCAGGCUAAUUAGGACACCUGGAGCCAAUUAAAAAGAAGCUGCUAGAAUCAAUUAAGGCAGGCUAAUCAGGGCACCUGGGUUUUAAAAAGGAGCUCACUUCAGUUUUUGUGGUGCGAGUGUGAGGAGCUGGGAGCAAGAGCCGCAAGGAGCUGAGAGUGAGAGGGUGUGCUACUGGAUGACUGAGGAGCACAAGCGUUAGCAGACACCAGGAGGAAGGUCCUGUGGUGAGAAUAAGGAAGGUGUUUGGAGGAGGCCAUGGGGAAGUAGCCCAGGGAGUUGUAGCUGUCAUGUAGCUGUUACAGGAGGCACUGUAGACAGCUGCAGUCCACAGGGCCCUGGGCUGGAACCUGGAGUAGAAGGGUGGGCCCAGGUUCCCCCCAAACCUCCCAAUUGACCUGGACUGUGGAUUCUUCCAGCGGGGAAGGUUUCUGGGCUGUUCCCCAACCCACAUGGUGAAUCUCUGAGGCAAGAAAAUCCACCAAUAAGCGCAGGACCCACCAAGAUAGAGGAGGAACUUUGUCACAAUAAAUUAAAGGAGUAUCUGUAAGAGAAGAGCCAUUCAUGUAUUUUUUUGCAACUAUAUUUGCAUUGGUUAAUCCUGUACAGCUACACAUAUAGAGUGAAAAUAAAGAAACCAAUCAAAUCAGUUGCUCCUAUACAUUUGUUAGUCUAUAAAGUGCCACAGGACUCUUUGCUGCCUUUACAGAUCCAGACUAACAUGGUUACCCCUUUGAUACAAUCAAAUCAAAUGUAGCUUAAGAUUAAUAAACUUUCAUAAUAAAGAAGGGGAAUUUGUCAUCUCAUCUUUCAAGUGUAAAAUUAUAUGCAAGUGGAAUGGGGGAUCUGAUGUCUCUAUCUACAUUUCAUAAAGAUUAGAUUCAUAGAUUACAAGGUCAGAAGGGACCAGUAUGAUCAACCAGUUUGACCUCCUGUAUAAUACAGGCCCUAGGGACUUCCCUGAAUUAAAAGUUCUAGAAGUACAAGUUUUUAUAGUGGUGGAAAUAUAUCUUAUCUCUUCAAGAGAGUGAGUUGGUUUCAAAGUUAGCAAGUUUAGUUAAGGCAAUCAGGGUGAGGAACAAGGAGGACAGAGGCAAUUGUGGACUGAAAGACGACCUAUGGUGUGGGUACCCCUACUGUGGAUCAUUUGAAAAGUAAGAAAAUGGGGAAAUCCACUCCCCAAAAAUGGUUUAACUAGGCCAAUUAAGCACAAGAAAACUUUAAAAUAUACAAUGGACUUUGCAUAUGAGGUGGUGCUGAGGUCCACAUAUAGGACAUCUGGGGAAACAGUUCUGUGAACAGUGUCUCAGUAUUGUAGCAGCUGUGGGAUAUCAAAGGAAUGUGAAAGGUGCAAGUGACCACAGAAUUGAAGAAGGGCCAUGAGGACGCUGGGACAAAGCAACAAGAAAGUGCUUGUGAGCUGUUGUCUGAGAAAAUGACAGGCUGAGAGGAGAAAGCUCUGUGAUAAAAUAGAAAGUGGUGCCAUUUAUCACCGAAACGUUUCAGUGUAUCUAGCUGGCUUAACUUUUCAGAGUGUAAGACGAGCUAUGUCAUACAAAACCACUACUUUUGUUUGAAUGAUUUUCUUUCUGUUCUUAAUAAAUCUUGUCUUGGACUGUU